Molecule: messenger RNA, 2051 nt
Organism: Neopsephotus bourkii (Bourke's parrot)
Lineage: Eukaryota; Metazoa; Chordata; Aves; Psittaciformes; Psittacidae
Gene: SOAT1
Product: sterol O-acyltransferase 1
Exons: 16
Coding region: 146-1801 (551 amino acids)
Biological process (GO): cholesterol metabolic process; cholesterol efflux
Cellular component (GO): endoplasmic reticulum membrane
Molecular function (GO): cholesterol O-acyltransferase activity; cholesterol binding; fatty-acyl-CoA binding
Source: RefSeq, a predicted model, not a curated record
CGCUCCCCCCUCCCUCUGCGCGGUGACGUGUGCGAGCCCCGGGAAGAGGCCCCUGCGCGCGGGCGCGUGGCGGAGGCGGGAAGCGGCAGCGGGGAGCCGGCGCUAGCGGAGCUGAGCAGAGCAGCUCGGUCGCCCUGAGGCAACAAUGGCAGGUGAAGACUGCAUAAGAAAACGCCCCUCAGGCUCCACUACAACCUCCAAGACCCCUGAGAAUGAAGAAACACAGAGGAGACCUGAGGGCGAGAGGUCAUUUCAAAACUCAAGCAAUGGCCGGGUUGAUGUUGACCAUGUGAUAACAAGGAAAAUGCAGCUAAUAGCAGAAGCUGAGCAACUGAAGCCAGCUUUCAUGAAGGAAGUGGACAGUCACUUCACAGAAUUUGUGAACAAUUUGGUGGCGAAAUCAGCACUCCUGGAUUCCUCAUCUUCAGCCUCCUUAUUCCCAGCUUCCUGUUCAGAGAAGGAACUGCUCAAAGCCAGGACCUUAAGGGCCCCUCCAGAACAUGGGAAGAUCUUUACUGCCAGGAGAUCCCUUUUAGAUGAGCUGUUUGAAGUAAGUCACAUCAGGACGAUCUACCACAUGUUCAUCGCUCUUCUCAUUGUCUUCAUCCUCAGCACGCUUCUAGUAGACUUCAUUGAUGAAGGAAGGCUGGUCCUAGGAUUUGACCUCUUGGUCUUUGUUUUUGGCAAGUUCCCAAUCGUCUUCUGUACUUGGCUGUGCAUGUUCUGUGCCACAGUUACUGUUCCAUACAACCUUUUUGUCUGGUGGGCCCAAGGCUAUUGCAGUUCUUCUCGUCGGGCAAUCCGCUCUCUCUGCUAUGGAAUGUUGUUCACACUGUUCCAAACAGCUGGACUCGGACUGGGACCAACCUAUAUUGCUGUAUCAUAUGCCCUGCCUCCAGCUUCCCGUUUCAUUGUAAUAUUGGAACAGGUUCGUCUUGUUAUGAAGGCUCAUUCAUUCAUCCGGGAAAACGUACCCAGAGUCCUAUGUUCUGUAAAGGACAAGUCCGGCACAGUACCUAUUCCCAGAAUUUCUCAGUACCUGUACUUCCUCUUUGCUCCCACCCUUAUCUACAGAGACAACUAUCCCAGGAAUCCCACAGUAAGAUGGGGCUAUGUAGCUACCAAAUUUGCACAGGUGCUUGGUUCACUUUUUUAUGCCUAUUACAUCUUUGUGAGACUCUGCAUUCCUCAGUUUCGCAACAGUAGUCAAGAAACCUUCAAUCUUCGAGGGCUGGUCCUCUGCAUCUUCAACUCCAUUCUGCCAGGUGUACUGAUUCUCUUCCUGGUUUUCUUUGCGUUCCUUCACUGUUGGCUCAAUGCGUUUGCUGAGAUGCUGCACUUUGCAGAUAGGAUGUUUUACAAGGACUGGUGGAAUUCCACUUCCUAUGCAAACUACUACCGAACCUGGAACGUAGUAGUACAUGACUGGCUCUAUUACUAUGCCUACAGGGACUUCCUUUGGUUUUUUGGUAAGAAGUUCAAAGCAGCAGCUAUGCUAUCUGUCUUCACAGUAUCAGCUGCUGUGCACGAAUAUGUUCUGAGCAUCUGCUUCGGCUUCUUCUAUCCAGUUCUCUUUUGCCUGUUUAUGUGUUUUGGAAUGGUCUUCAACUUCAUCCUUAAUGACCGUCGGAAGGGCCCCAUCUGGAACGUGAUCAUGUGGACUUCCCUCUUCCUGGGCCAAGGUGUCAUCAUUUGCCUGUAUAGUCAGGAGUGGUAUGCUCGCCACUACUGCCCUGUGGAAAAUCCCUCAUUCCUGGACUACUUAAAACCACGCUCAUGGUCAUGUCAUAUGAAGAUGUAAAAAUGGUGUGCUCUGGCCACGUCAUCGCAGAAUAUCAGAGUUGUCCUCCAAGUGUUUGGACCAAUGACCUAACUUACUAUGGAUUUUUCUAACAGAAGUUGUGCCUCCUGAUUACCGGGGAGAAACUGUAAUUUUUUUAAACAUUACUGAAGCAAACCAGUUGACCUGGUUUGCAACAGGCUUUAGGCAGUAUCUAGUAUGUGCUGUCUCACUUUGAGCCAUUUCAUGCCAGUAAAACAUUGAGCUGAAA